AAGACCAAUAAGAGCUUUACUUCCGACCUGCGGCAACCAACCACACGACCCAAAACUUUUGCACGGGAGGCGACAGUCGUGGGUCGGUGUUGUCACUUCAGAGAAGACGUGAGGACGCUGUGGACCUUCCAAGGCAGGACACGACAUGGACUUGUGGACUGUGACAGGAGGCCAUGAGCUGACUUUUGGAACAUCAGUGCGCGCGAAGUGAAGAUAGGAAGUUUGCAAGCGCGUGUGUGUGUGCGCGCGUGCGUGUUCCUAGCCAGCAGAGGAGGAUGUCGGGCCGAAGUGGAGCAGCUCCUCGGGUCUGCAGCAACCCCAACCUGAUGCUGCUGCUGCCCCUCAGGGCCACGGUGCCCUACCAGCUCCUCCUCGGCAGGGAGGGUAAGACGGCUGAGAGGAGUUCGUCCCGCCCGCCUAAGCCCACCAUGCGGCGGACCCUGUCCCUGGACGCCAUCGUGGCGCCCUACUUGCAGGGCCAGUGGCCCAAGGAGGCCGAGGGCCCGGCUGGGACGCUCGUCAGCGACAAAGCCACCCAGACUCCAAACUGCUGGGCAGAGGAGGCCCAGUCAAGGAGAAGCCUCGGGGGACACAAGCGCUCGGCCUCAUGGGGCAGCGCGGAGCACCUGAAGGAGGUGGCUAAACUGAGACAGCAGCUGCAGAAACGAUCACGCCACGCCGCUCCUUCUGCAUCGGGACACGAGCUGACGCAUCAUUCCCUGCCAGGAAGUCACGCGGCAGGCGUUACGCAGACGACGCCACUCGUGCCACUGAACAGGCUGGCCUCACGGCUGCGGCGGAGCGUUGAGGGUCUCAACCUGGAGCUGGAGGAGGUGUUUGUGUCGGAGAAGCGCGACGACCAACACCAGAUUUUGGACAUCCCAGAUGGACACAGGGCUCCUGCUCCGUUGCAGAGAUGCAGCAGCGGCUCCCAGAGUGAGUCGUCUCCUGGGCCCUUGGACCCGUCCUUGUUGUCUCCCUCUCAGUCGCCGUGUCGUAUGGAUCCAUCCCUUUUGUCGCUGUCUGAUUCGCCAGAUCCCUUGAACCCGUCACUUUUCUCCCCAUCCCAGUCACCGUCCCCCAUUGGAGAGCAAGAACCUUCUGCUUGUGACAUCCUGUGUCCAUCUCCUUCCACGCUCUUCGCUCCUUAUGGAGCCGAUCCUCCUCUGCUGCAACCCUGCUCGCCUUCGCCGUGUCCCAACCAAAGCUUCUCCUUCCAGCGUCAGCCGCCGGAAGGCUGCGAGCGAGUCCGAGUGUGCGAGGAAUCGAUGUCCGCCUGCCGCGACGAGCCUCUCCUCCAGCCGUCCUGCCCGGACCUCAACAAGGUCAACUUCACCCCGCACGGAGGCUCAGCUUUCUGCCCCGUCAGCCUCCUGAAGCCCCUCCUGCCCUCCAUGGACCUUCUCUUCCGCGGUCUGUCCGUUUCCCCCGUCACUGGCUGCCCGGGUCAGGCCUCUCCCACCAGGCAGCUGGGCAUGCAGUGAGGGCCAAUGUGGAACCUUGCAGGACUAAACCAGUUUGAGCGUGACAGGUGGGGGGGCAGGGUUUACCUGUCUUGCCACCGCGACCAUCACAUGGCAUGAACAGCCUUUAGUGGGAGCUCACUCUGCUUUAAUUGGAUAUUGAUCUGAUUUGGUACCCAAGACUGUGGAACGUGUUGGGGGGUGGGAGACCAGCAGCACCGCUUUGAUAUAUAUGAAUAUUAAUGAUGUUUUCAUUUUUAAUGUCUAAAAAAAAAAAAAAAAAAAAAAAAGAAUGCCGUCAAAUACCCGAGCACUUGCAACAUGUUGCAUCAGUGGUCAUAUUUUCCCAACAUUACAAUUGGUACUUAUGCAAAUUCUGUCUUGACAUUCACAGGCUUCACGGUUGAAUAGCCCCAACAUUUUGUGAUUUAUUACUGUGUUAAUGACUUUUCAAUGAAUACUUUUUAUUACUUUUUUUAAUCUCACAGGACAAAUCAACUAAUUUCUCUGUUUAUAUGAUUUUUAUUAGCUUUAGUCACCCAAAGAGGACUUACUUCAAACCAAAACGCUGCAACAUUGGGAGUUGAUUUACACUGAAUGUUCAAUUUUCUGUGCUUCUGUUUGGCGUUUGAACCGCACUGACAGGGGUCGUGCUCCAAAGGUCAUUGUAUGCAUAUAUACAGUGACAAUAAAAGCUUUUUAUUUUA
This is a messenger RNA of Dunckerocampus dactyliophorus (ringed pipefish), 2170 nucleotides long. RefSeq names its product family with sequence similarity 117 member Aa (gene fam117aa). The record is from RefSeq and is a predicted model, not a curated record. Lineage: Eukaryota; Metazoa; Chordata; Actinopteri; Syngnathiformes; Syngnathidae. The transcript is spliced from 8 exons. Bases 276 to 1484 code for a protein of 402 amino acids.